AUGGCCGUACCCACCCCCACCUGGGGCCAGUUGAACAACGAGGCCAUCGAGAUCCACGAGACUCACACCCCUCACUACCAGGAGCACCACGGUCUGGGCAAGACCCACUCCGCCGACGAUGAGAAGAAGUCGCCCCUCUCCUCGCAGGAUGGUCUCGACUCGCAGCUGCCCGUAACCGGCUACUACGACUCGGAGAAGAAGGCCGUCACCGCUGAGGAGGACUAUGUGCCCGAAGACCCGAGCUCGGGCAAGCAGUUUGAUCUCAAGUACUUCCCCGAAGAGACCUCGCAGCUCACCAUCCGCUCGCUCGUCGUCGGUACCGCGCUCGGAUGCAUCAUCGCCGCCUCCAACGUCUACCUUGGUCUCAAGACUGGUUUCACCUUCGGUGCUUCGCUCUUCGGCGCUAUCCUGGGUUACUCGAUCAUCAAGCUCAUGCAGAAGACGCUUCCCGUCAGCCUCGGCGGAGGCUUCUUCGGUCCGCGUGAGAACUGCACCAUCCAGACCGCUGCUACUGCCGCCGGUUCCUUGACGGGCAUGUACGUCGCUGCCGUGCCCGCCAUGUACCAGCUCGACCUGCUCCAUGACCCCCUGAAGGACUUCGGCCGCCUGAUUACCUUCUCGGCUGUGUCGGCAUACUACGGUGUCUUCUUCGCCAUCCCCCUGCGCAAGUUCUACAUUCUCAAGCAGAAGCUCAUUUUCCCUUCGCCCACUGCCACCGCCUACACCGUGCGCUCGCUGCACGCUCCUGGUGGAGAGCUGACGGCUAAGAAGCAGUCACGUGCUUUGAUGUUCUCGUUCGCGGCUGCGUUCUGCUUUGUCGUCGUCAACCAGUACGCCUCUGGUAUCCUCAUGGACUGGCACAUCUUCUACUGGCUCUACAAGUGGGGCUGGAAAAAGGCCCUCGUCGUCGACAACUGGGGUUGGAUCAUCGAGUGGACCCCGGCCUUCCUGGGCGCCGGUAUGCUUUCGGGUAUGAACGCAUCCUACUCGUUCCUGGGAGGUUCCUUCCUCAUGUGGGCUGUCAUCGGUCCCUCGAUCAUUGCUACCGGACAGGCGAUCGGCAAGAACUCUGGUAUGGCUGACAAAGCCUACCCCAAGGAGCCGCUGCGAUGGAGCUAUACCUCGAUGAGCUUCAACCCGAACACGAUGCCGCUAAACCACGCUUCGCCCCGAUACUGGGGUCUGUGGCCAGGUGUGCUGAUGAUGCUCGCCUACUCGUUUGCCGAGCUGGGCAUGAACGGUCCUACCAUCUGGAAGGGUAUGCGUGCCGGUGCCAUCGAGCUCUACUGCAAGAUCGCUCGCAAGGAGGCUCCCGAGUACGAGGAUGCCAUCCCGGACCCUUGCGAGAAGAGGGACCAAGUUCCGCUCUGGGCUUGGGCCGGUGGCCUGGUACUCUCGAUCAUCUUCACCGUGCUCGUCUGCUCGCUUCAGUUCCACAUGAACGUCGGCAACGUCAUCCUCGCCAUCAUCCUCGCCUUCCUCUUCUCGUUCGUCGGUGUGCAGGCUUCCGGUGCGACCGACACCAACCCGGUGGGUUCGCUUGCCAAGGCGUCGCAGCUCAUUGUUGGUGGUGCCAUCCGUGGGCAGGGCAAGGUGGGCAACCCUGCGAUGCUCGAGAACCUGAUUGCUGGUUCGAUUGCUUCGUCGGCGGCCUCGCACUCGGUCGACAUGGUGGGCGACCUCAAGACCGGCCACUUGCUCCGUGCCAAGCCCCGUAACCAGUUCUGGGCGCAGCUGUUUGGCUCGUUCUUCUCGAUCUUUGUGUCGACGGGUCUGUUCGUGCUGUUUACCAAGGCGUACCCGUGCAUCACCGACGCCAACGCCGAGACAUGCCCCUUUGGAGCCCCCGCCGUCGCCGCCUGGAAGGCCGUCGCGCUCGCCGUCGUCUCGCCCAAGCUCCCUGUCUCGCUCUCCUCCGGCAUGACCGCCAUCGGCUUCGCCAUCAUCUCGAUCAUCACCGUCGUGCUUAAGUACAAGGUGAUCCCCGAAAAGUACCACGUCUACGUGCCCAACUGGAACGCCGUCGGCCUCGGCUUCGUCGUGCCCCAGACCUACUACCCCAUUGCCAUGUGUAUGGGUGCGACGUCGGCGCUCUUCUGGAAGCGCAGGGCCCCGCAGUCGUUCGACCUGCUCGCCUUUGCCAUCGCUGCUGGUUUGAUUGCUGGUGAGGGUAUGGCUGGUGUCUUCAACGCCAUCCUCACCAUUGUCAACGUCAACGGCAGCGUCUACGGUACCUCGGUUGGAGUGCCUCCUUGGUAA
Molecule: messenger RNA, 2259 nt
Organism: Sporisorium graminicola
Lineage: Eukaryota; Fungi; Basidiomycota; Ustilaginomycetes; Ustilaginales; Ustilaginaceae
Exons: 1
Coding region: 1-2259 (752 amino acids)
Cellular component (GO): fungal-type vacuole membrane
Molecular function (GO): oligopeptide transmembrane transporter activity
Source: RefSeq, a predicted model, not a curated record